GCUUCGAAGCGCCAUUCAUCUAUAAAUUGAGACGUCGGGCGAAGGGAAGACGCCGUCAAAGGGGUCUUCUUGAUCCAGCGAGGUCAGGUAUCAGCUCCGGAAUUACCGCUUCGACGCCAUGGCUACCGACGAAACCUUCCUUUUCACCUCCGAGUCUGUGAACGAGGGACACCCUGACAAGCUCUGCGAUCAGAUCUCCGACGCUGUUCUCGAUGCUUGCUUGGAGCAAGACCCCGACAGCAAGGUCGCCUGCGAGACCUGCACCAAGACCAACAUGGUCAUGGUGUUCGGGGAGAUCACCACCAAGGCCAAUGUCGACUACGAGAAGAUCGUCCGCGACACGUGCCGCGUCAUCGGGUUCGUGUCCGACGAGGUCGGCCUGGAUGCCGACCGCUGCAAGGUGCUCGUCAACAUCGAGCAGCAGUCCCCUGACAUCGCCCAGGGCGUGCACGGCCACUUCACCAAGCGCCCCGAGGAGAUCGGCGCGGGCGACCAGGGUCACAUGUUUGGGUACGCCACCGACGAGACUCCGGAGUUCAUGCCCCUCAGCCACGUCCUCGCCACCAAGCUCGGCGCGCGCCUCACCGAGGUGCGCAAGAACGGCCCCUGCCCCUGGCUGAGGCCCGACGGCAAGACCCAGGUGACGGUGGAGUACCGCAACGACCACGGCGCCAUGGUGCCCAUCCGCGUCCACACCAUCCUCAUCUCCACCCAGCACGAUGAGACCGUGACCAACGACGAGAUCGCCGCCGACCUCAAGGAGCACGUCAUCAAGCCCGUCGUCCCCGAGCAGUACCUCGACGAGAAGACCAUCUUCCACCUCAACCCCUCGGGCCGGUUCGUCAUCGGCGGCCCCCACGGCGACGCCGGGCUCACCGGCCGCAAGAUCAUCAUCGACACCUACGGCGGCUGGGGCGCGCACGGCGGCGGCGCCUUCUCCGGCAAGGAUCCCACCAAGGUGGACCGCAGCGGCGCCUACAUCGUGAGGCAGGCGGCCAAGAGCAUCGUCGCCAGUGGGCUCGCCCGCCGCUGCAUCGUGCAGGUCUCGUACGCCAUCGGCGUGCCGGAGCCGCUCUCGGUGUUCGUGGACACCUACGGCACCGGCAAAAUCCCGGACAAGGAGAUCCUGAGCAUUGUGAAGGAGAACUUCGACUUCAGGCCUGGGAUGAUCACCAUCAACCUGGACCUGAAGAGGGGAGGCAGUGGCAGGUUCCUGAAGACUGCGGCCUACGGGCACUUUGGGAGGGACGACCCCGACUUCACUUGGGAGGUGGUGAAGCCCCUCAAGUGGGAGAAGCCCGCCGCCUAGAACCCAGCUCGGCCUUCCUUACUGCUACCCUCCUCUGCUGCUUUGCCCCUUCUCUUUUGUGUCUUCGUUCCUGAGAAUAAAAGUAAUGACGUCUGGUUUGAUUUCCAUGAAUUGAUUAGAACAGAAGCGAAACGAACAGCUUAUUGCUUGUUCUCUACGUUGUAGUCAUCCUUGUUAAUUUUCUCAAGAAAUUUAAGUAUUUUUUUAUUAUAAUUGAUAAAAGUUUAUAAUUUUAUUGACCUA
This is a messenger RNA of Musa acuminata subsp. malaccensis (wild Malaysian banana), 1552 nucleotides long. RefSeq names its product S-adenosylmethionine synthase. Gene Ontology annotation, molecular function: ATP binding; methionine adenosyltransferase activity. The record is from RefSeq and is a predicted model, not a curated record. Gene Ontology annotation, cellular component: cytosol. Gene Ontology annotation, biological process: S-adenosylmethionine biosynthetic process. Lineage: Eukaryota; Viridiplantae; Streptophyta; Magnoliopsida; Zingiberales; Musaceae.